Messenger RNA from Cylas formicarius (sweet potato weevil), 1056 nucleotides. RefSeq names its product large ribosomal subunit protein uL23 (gene RpL23A). The coding region runs from base 112 to 1008 and encodes 298 amino acids. The record is from RefSeq and is a predicted model, not a curated record. The transcript has 4 exons. Gene Ontology annotation, molecular function: structural constituent of ribosome; rRNA binding. NCBI's taxonomy places the organism in Eukaryota, Metazoa, Arthropoda, Insecta, Coleoptera, Brentidae. Gene Ontology annotation, biological process: ribosomal large subunit assembly; translation. Gene Ontology annotation, cellular component: cytosolic large ribosomal subunit; ribosome.
UAUUUCGCGCCGCUGUCAGUUGACUCGAUGGCAGCACCAUCUUCAUCCGGUUGUCAAUUUACGGACAACCUCUUAUUCUCUACCUUCUUUUUAAAGUGAAUCGCAUAGGAAAUGGCUCCAAAAAAGCCAAAAUCUACGGAAAAAUCCGGUCAAAAAGACGAAAAAAAGAAAUCGACGACCGCGUCAUCGAGUUCGACAUCAUCGGGAUCUUCUAAAACUCCGGCCCCUGCCCCAAAAGCUGCAGCAAAAGCUUCUACUGCUGCGUCAAAACCCCCUGAAAAAAAGCCAUCCGCCAGCAAAGCAUCUGCUGCAAAAUCAGCUCCGAAACCCUCUAAUAAAGCGGCGGCACAAACACCUAAAGCAAAGGCAACAACAAAAACAGCUGCUAAAGGAAGUACUAAGCCUGCAGCCAAAGGUGCUGCCAAACCUGCUGCAAAAGGUGCGGCCGCCAAGAAACCGGUGCAAAAGCAACCUGCAGGUAAAGCUAAAGUGCCCCCCAAACCACUUUUGGCCAAGCCAAAGAAGGGAGUACCGGUUAAACAGCAAAAAGGGAUUGUUGGCAAGAAAGCUACAGUUGUUGCAACUCCUGUUGCCAAAGCUUUAAGAAUUAAGAAGAAGGUUAUUAAAGGCCCGAAUGGAACUCAUAGCCGCAAAAUCCGUACCUCAGUACACUUUCACAGGCCAAAAACACUUAGACCUCCAAGGAACCCUAAAUAUCCAAGGAAAAGUGUGCCGAGCCGUUCUCGUAUGGAUGCAUACAAUAUCAUAAAAUAUCCAUUGACUACCGAAGCUGCUAUGAAAAAGAUUGAAGACAACAAUACCCUAGUGUUUUUGGUCCAUACAAAGUCAAACAAGCACCACAUUAAAGCAGCGGUUAAAAAAUUGUACGAUAUCAAUGUGGCUAAGGUGAAUACCUUAAUUCGGCCUGAUGGCAAAAAGAAAGCCUACGUCAGAUUGGCAAGAGAUUAUGAUGCGCUGGACGUAGCCAAUAAAAUCGGGAUAAUAUAAUUUCGAUUUGUACAUUUUAAGGUAUUAAUAAAACUGACUAUAAAAAUA